Oncorhynchus mykiss (rainbow trout) is the source of this 4037-nucleotide messenger RNA. The record is from RefSeq and is a predicted model, not a curated record. Lineage: Eukaryota; Metazoa; Chordata; Actinopteri; Salmoniformes; Salmonidae.
AAACAGCCACAAAAAGUAUAGCUGAGAACUCUCUUGGCAAGUAGUGUGGCCUGCAGUUUAUCACAAUAUACUCAACUUCAGGCGAGCAAAAUCUAGAGACUUCCUUAGAUUUCGUGCACCGGCGGUUGAAUUUUACAAAUAUGUGCUGUUCUAUCCUACCGGUGCAGCCUGUAUCCCGCUAGCUGAAUAUCCAUGUCGUCAUUCAGCCACGAUUCCGUGAAGCAUAAGACAUUACAGUUUUUGAUAUCCAGUUGGUAGGAUACGUCUGUGUUUGCGCAGCCCUCCAGUGUGAUCGACGCGGGCCGUCCUCUGACUCUGACCUGCAGCAGCCAGGCCAACCCUGCGGUGGACAACUACACGUGGUUCAGGAUCAAUGCGGCUGACGCCUGGGUAACGCGAUCGGGCCCAAGCUACACCUUCGCUGAGGUCAGCCCCGGGGAGAGCGGCCAGUACUACUGCAAGGCACGCAUCCGUGUCCACAGCUCGCCUGUCCUCACUGUCAGAGUCAGAGAGGCCAUCGGUGACAGCUGACACACUGUUCUACGAGUCAGUCCAACAGACCUUUCAGUUGAGGACUGGCAAGUUGUCCGACAUCCCGGAGGAGCCAGAGGAGGUGUGUGAGAGGGCCGAUCCCUCCAUCGUACCCCUGAAGGAUGCUCCACCCUGCACAGAGGCAGACAGCAUCCUCAACUACAACACUGUGCAUUACUCCAGGAUCCCCAGUUGCAGUUUGAUGCGAUGUGGCCCUUUGAAACAACCAGUGUGAUUACUCUCAAGUUGCCAGAUGACAUUCAACGAUACAACACCAUAGCUCCAUGUGCCUUAAGAGGGUCAUCAGUGGUGUUUGGAUGCACUUACGCCUAACCUCAGACCAGACUAUAACAAAUACCUUGAAGUUCUGGAGUCAAGAGUGGGACAACUAUCUUUGUCUGGCCCCGGAAUACAGAGGGGCUGACAGCUGAAGUUAACCCUGCCACUGUGAGAGAGAGAGAGAGAAGGUGACACUAACAUGUGACACAACCUGUACACUGAGUGACCAUCCCACUAUUGUCUGGUUCAGGGAUGGACACUCAGUACACAACACAGAGAUUCUGGUAGAUACCGAUGUGCUGUUCAAGGUCAAGAUCUUCUCUCCUCUGCUCCAGUGUCUCUUGAUGUCCAAUGUGAGUUAAUACCUGAUCUAAUUAACAUGAGCGCAUCAUAUUAUUUGACUCAUAUUGGAGCAGCUACCUGGGUUCAAAACUCAGCACAGGAUGUGCUGCUUCUGAAAUGUGUUAACUUAAUUGCAUUAUAAGGUCAAUAAAAGGGAUGUUAUUAUUUUCUGUAAAGAUAGUAGGAUUUUGGAAGAAGUAUGUUGAUAGCAUAGUGUUCUCACAUAUAACAGACCUUGUCUGUUUGUUGUGAAUGUCAAUGUGCCUGAAAGCAAAUUUGAAUUUGCCAUGACACAUGGCAGUGUCUAUUUGCUGAGGGUGACUGUGUGUUUGCAUUGUGGUUACCUUUAGGGGAAGUUAAGCAGUUUGGGCUAGACUGUUGUUAACUGACUUGCCUAGUUACAGAAAGGUUAAAUGAAAUAAAUAAAACAUGUUACUGUGACCCCCUUAAAUACAAUAUAAUAUAUCAAUUGUAUGGUAACAGGAAGGGAAAUAGCACCAAAAGGCUCAACAGACAAGACAUUCUCAGCCCAACUUCUGCAUUGUGGUUGUGACAUGGUUAUUAUCACACCUCUCCAUGGUAUUUAUUUGCAUGGUCAUUUGCUGAUCAGUCUCUCUGGACACAUUCUGCAGGAGGAGCCCCGUGGUGUUUUUAUUGAAGUGUUGCAGUUGCUGCAAUGUGGCUCUUUGAAACAACCAGUGUGAUAAUGAUGAUUACUCUCACGUCGCCAGGUGAUUGUGAGAGAGAUUGGAUGGUGACUUUCAACGACACAGAUCCAUGUGCCUUAAAAGGGUCAUCAGUGGUGUUUGGAUGCAGUUAUGACUACCCCUCAGGCCAGACUGUAACAAAUACCUUCUGGAAGUUCAAGACUCAAAAGGAAGACACAAAUUUCUUUGAGGCCCAGCAAUACAGAGAACGUGUUGAAUACCUUGGAAAUGAAAAACACAACUGCACCUUGAGAAUGAAUAACCUAAUUAGUAGUGAUGCAAAUUCCUAUCUCUUCAGAUUUAAGACAGUUAAUAAUGCAUGGAGCAGUAAAACAUCAGUUUCACUAACUCUGACAGGGCUGACAGCUGAAGUAAACCCUGCCACUGUGAGAGAGGGAGAGAAGGUGACACUAAAAUGUAGCACAACCUGUACACUGAGUGACCGUCCCACUAUUGUCUGGUUCAGGGAUGGACAAGCAGUAUCAAAAACAGAGUUUCAGGCAAAUAGUGAGGAUUCUGGUAUAUACCGAUGUGCUGUUCAAGGUCAAUAUAAUCUCUCCUCUGCUCCAGUGUCUCUUGAUGUCCAAUAUGCUCCAAAGAAUGUCACAUUGUCGGUCCGUCCAUCUGGAGAUGUUACUAAGGGUGACUCAGUCACUCUCAACUGCAGCUGCAGUGCAAACCCCCCCAUGUUGAACUACAUCCUGUAUAAGGAGAGUGGACAGGGCUCCACCACUGUGGCCAGGUGGCAGACUCACACCUUUUCUGACAUCCAGCCAGGGGACAGUGGAUGGUACUACUGUAAUGCCAGCAACAGUAUCAACACAGUCAGAUCUAAUCUAACUAACCUCAAUGUUCAAUACCCUCCUGAGGACACCUCUGUGUCAGUCAGUCCCUCUGGUCCAGUGGUAGAGGGAAGCUUUGUGAAUCUGACCUGUAGCAGCCAUGCUAACCCAGCAGUGAGCUACACCUGGUACAGAGUCAAUGGGAAAAGCCCUAUCCAGUCAGGGACUCAGUUGAUACUUGAGAAGGUCUCUCCUGCUAACUCAGGGAGGUAUUACUGUAAGGCACAGAACAAACAUGGAGCCCUCAACUCAUCACUCCUGUUUCUUGAUGUUCUGUAUCCCCCAAGGAACACCUUGGUAUCAAUCAGUCUCUCUGUCCCACUGUUAGAGGGAAGUUCUGUGAACCUGACCUGCAGCAGCCAAGCCAACCCAGCAGUGGAGAACUACACCUGGUUUAAGGAGGAUGGAACAGACACCUCACAGACAGGGUCAGGAGAUGUGUUGGCAUUGACCUCUCUAACCUCCUCUGACAGUGGACAGUACUUCUGUGAGGCCAGGAACAGAGAAGGGGCUCACAAGUCUAACGAGGUGUCUCUGAUCAUACAGGGUGCCAAUCAUGCUACAAAUACUUUCCAAAUAACAGUUUACAUUGGUUCCGCGGCCACAGUUUUCACGGUGAUCGUACUUCUUGUGUUCUUAUGGAUGUGGAAGAUCCCGUGCAAAUUAUGGCAAAGGACUGCUGUGGACAUAGAGGACGAUCAAAACUCAGUCUUAUCCAGAAAAAGGACCAGUAAUGACCCAGCCACACAGGAAACUAGAACAGAGGAACAGGAAAAUGCCCUCUAUGCCAACGUUCAACUGCCUCCCUCUCACACCCACCACCAAGACAGUUCUCUGUACUCUGUGGUCGAGCCACCAGCUCUGCAGAACCCUCCUGAACCUCAUUACGCUACCUUUGACUUCCAGCAGUUCCGCAGCUCCAUCGACGGGGCCCAAUUCUCCAGAUGCCAUAAAGAGGAUGAUGUUAUAUACUCCACAGUGAAAGCCAUAAAGGCCAACGUGACAGACAACCUCCAGUACGCCAGCAUCCAUUUCCCCCUCCCCAGUCCUACUACCAGGCUGGAAGAAAGUUUAGAGGUGGACCAUUCUGUUAUCUACUCCACUGUUGCCAAACCAGAAGCCUGAACAUAUCCUUUCAUAAUGUUGAAUAAACUAAGCUGCAUUGGAACGCAAGUUAAGAUAUGUAAAGUGUGCAAUUAAUAAGUCGUUAUGGUAAUAGAGUUACAGUGCCUUCGGAAAGAAUUCAGACCCCUUGACUUUUUCCACAUUUUGUUACGUUAUAGACGUUAUUCUAAAAUGGGUUAAAUACAUACAAAUUCUCAGCAAUCUACACACA